This is a messenger RNA of Spirometra erinaceieuropaei, 11694 nucleotides long. Lineage: Eukaryota; Metazoa; Platyhelminthes; Cestoda; Diphyllobothriidea; Diphyllobothriidae. The record is from the annotation of a GenBank genome assembly.
AUGGUUUCGAGGCAACUACUUCGACCGGUUAUCACUGACGUGAUUUACAAGGACAUGCAUUUUAUCAUAAUGGACUCUCCAACGAAAGACACAGCAGAGAAUUUCGCGCAGGUAACACUUAUGAUGUUUCUAUAACUCUACAGGAGUGUGCUAAUUUGCAUGUUUCGGACUUGAUCAGAGUUUGCGAGGAUAAAUACCCCACGGUGGCCUUUGAAAAACGGGGAAUUUCCGUUCAUGUAGGUUUCACAAAUUGGUUUCGGCAUCCUUUUUAAAUUUGUAAUUAUUUGUUGUCAUUUUAAAAUGAAGCAGGUGCAUUUGCAAUGAUUUCACUAAGCAUAAAUAGUGUCGUCGGUGUGUUUCUUCUCGACGACACAGUCGAAAUUAAUUAAUCUAAUCUUGGUUCCGCCUUGAAUUAUUUUGAAAGAAUACCGCCCCAGAGCCUAAUAAGAGCAAUCGAGGUCUGCCCAUUCCAAAAUAAUUAUCGAACGCCUGUUUCUCCAUUUAAUGCCUUCGUGCUGUUUUGGAUGUUACCAUGCAUAAUUUACUAGUAAUGGUUACUUGAGCUCAAGUCACCAUCUCCACCCCUAGUAGCAAACUAUAUCGAAUAGAUAUCUAUUAGAUAUCUAUUUAUCGAGAUUCAUAUAUCGACUGGAUAUCUAUUUUGUCGCAGAAAUAGAUACCUAUUAGAUAUUGAUUAAUCGAGAUACUACGCUAUCGGCGAAAAGGGCGGGUAAUUUGCUACGCGUAAAUCGUUUGCUUAACCCAAUGCCCUUUUCUGCCCCCCAUCCAUUCCUUGUCGUAUGUUGAUUCCCCCCGAUUUACCCAGAGAUACAUUGGAAACGGUUAUAGUGGAAUAUGUUUAUUUAAAAAAUUAAAUUAACAUGUACAAAGGUUUGCUGAACCCCUUCUGUAUUCACACUGUUCACGCAGGCGGUGAAUCAGUCGAAGAUCCGGGGAUAUUGUCUACAAGUUAAAAUUAGUUACUGAUAAACGGCAGUCAAUUUACCACUGUCAUCUUGCGUCAUUUGUGACUUGUUCUUACGCUGGACACAACUGUCGAGCGACCUUUUCAGGCGCCUGGUAAGUGCCGACUCAAGGUGAGACAGCUUUACGCUGACAUCAGUAUUCCAUGCGCCGAAGACUUCUGCAUGUUGUACAGUUGUAAGUAACGGCAGACUUACCGAGUAUAACCACAUACAGUUUCGAACCGCUGAGGCUGUGUUUAGUGUUUCGUCCUUUGAAAUUAACAUAUAGGCUUAUUUCAUGUACAGGUACCUGCACAUGUCCUGUUAACUUAAGUAUUUUUCUCAACUUGUUGAACCAUCAGUGCCUGAUUGUGGGGCAGGCGCUUUGUGCAACGCGUCCUAGUAUAUGCCAGCUUUUAGUAACUGGUCGAUUAUGAGCACCCCAGAGAUCUUUAGUGUGAACUCAGUAUUCGUAUUCACCCAAAAUGGCCAGCCAACUGGACUCGAUGAGCAUCACCAUUGUCUAGUCAGAACUUUAACUUGCGCGCGAUGUCAGCUAUGGUUGGGGAGGUCUCCGUGUAUUGAUUUACAUCCGCACUGACACACCUACCGUGCCUGAAUUGGAAAACUAAGAGGACUGGGGACAACUUCGGAGACAAUGGCUGAUUAGUCAUUCAUCUCUGUUUAUUGCAUUUUGCAUGCGUACCGGUCCUUCUAAUGAUAAUAGCUACAUCGCGUCCAGACUGAGAGUGAAUAUAGGUACAAAUCAACACAUUUUUUCUCUCACUAGGACCGAGUUAUGCUGCCCGUUGGCACCCCUCCUAGCCGCGGCUCUUAACACCCAUGAUGUUUCGUCUGCGUGUUGAGUUUGUUAUAACGGUGGUAGGUGGUUAAGGGUUGACUUCAUUUUGAACAUUUUACCAGUAUCAUGAUUUAAUCAAGGCGACUCGAGGUGAGGUUGGGGGCAGUGACUGACUGACCAUUUCGCCCAGUCUCUUCCGUGUCGCACGUGGUGGUUUUUCGAGUUCUCGCGUAUGUCAUCCGAGCGUUUUUCUUACUCGAGCUUUGAAAUCAUAUACAAAUCCUGUCCUUAUUUGCAUUAUCUGUUCCUUUCAGUCGGCCAACUUGCGUUUGCGUAUAGUCUUUCUACCCAGCAGACUGUUAGACCUUAACAUGAUCUUACGUGAUUUUGCGGGUGUUCUCUAGGUCUCUUACUUAUCCUUUUCUGCUCUUCUUCCAUUUGGCGAAACGGGUUGUUGUAAAUCGCAUUUGUACUACACUGGUGACGUAGCCUAUGUCCCGUAACGCAUGCUGUUGACAACGUUUUACGUGUACAGUGUUCGUUCUUUGCGGGGGAUGAACUAACACAUUGAUCUGCUGAUACGCAAAGGUUUUGCUCUGUUCCAAGUCUUAGUGACAGAUGUAGGGUUUUUGGUACUUGUUUCUCGGACUUAGCCGAAUACCUUGAGUUUGGACGAACACAUUCCAUGGGUUUUACAGAUAUUUUAUGAAAAGCCAAAGCGAUCUCUUUAUUAGAACACACCAAAGCCAUAAUAUUCGUACAACCUUGCGGUCAUAGUACUUUCCGUCAUCUCCAAACUAAGAGGAAAACGUUUAAUCCUUAGGCCACAAGUGUAGAUUGUUUGAUUUCAUAGCCGCCACUUGCAUUCCGUACUAGAUUUUGCCGUUCCACAUAAGUAAUCUCUGAAAAAUUCCGACAGACACAUUCUACGAAGUGUUUUGCUAACUCCCCAUACGUGCGGUUUUAUCCCAGGAAGAAAUCGCCAGGGCUGCACUGAACUUACUCAGAAACCAGACUGCGGAAAAGGGCGUUGUCUGUGAUGAGGCACCUUGGUAUCCUCAUUACAUAUGGUGGCUGAUCAAUCGUAGAGAAACUGGGUUAUACCUAGUGAUUUCGGCCGGGUUACCUUUGUAUAUUUGAAGUAUACAGACCACGACAACUACUGUAAUACAAGUCUAAGUGGUAUUUCCAUCAGCGUUUUCCGACGUUUUUACGGUGUCCGUGCUGCAGGAACCAGACCCACUCAAGCUGAGGCCAGGACUAAAAGCGGAUCUAUUGACCAGCUGUCCUGCUCAUAGCACAUUCUUAAUAUUCCACAGGUUGUCGGCGGCCCGUAUUUGCCCGCUUUGGCAUCACUACAGCUUUCGGUCCCGUUCAUCGUGAGCCUAUAUACCGGAGAAUUGUACGGUUUGCUAACAUAAGCCAUCGCUGUAAUCAAGGCCUACUAUUUCUUCAUCAUUAUCCAGAACCGCAUACUGGUCGAUAUUUGGUCAACCGUUCGUCUGGAUACCUCUUGUCGACCUCCAUAACUAGCCACAUCAUUAGUUUUUGAGGUCGCUCUGUCCCAUGUUGCGGAUGUUAACUUGGCACUAGAAUACCGACUGACUGCGUUGACCAUGAUGUUGAUGUUGCCCUUCCUCUCGUAUACUUUUAUUGGCUUAGGUGAUUUAACUGACAAGACCACCCUGUGGCUCACUUAAUAGAGCACUGGACUUUAUAAUGUUCGAUGACUCUAGAAUUCGGGAUCGAGGCUCAAGUGUUGAAAUCUGAGUUCGGGCAGUGCUGACUAUCGACAGCUAAUAAGGCGCAAAGCACCAUCCCAGUCUCUCUUGCCUUUGUCGGCAAUCGCCUCCGACUCACGUAUCCUCGACUUAAACGAACAGGGCCAUUCUUUUCCUGCAGUUUCCGAGAUCUCCGGCAACACUUGCCCAGCAAGUGUUCGCUUUUGCACUCAACAUCUUCUUCAAGUUUUUCUAGUUUGUCUUAACGGUGGUGGUACCGAUAAAGCCACCUGUUCUGAGACCUAAAGUUUUGGGCGAACUCCCUUUUGGAUUUUUGUAUAACUGAACUAUUCCAGACGGUAAAUCACCAUCAGUUAUUACCAAUAGGCGGAGUUGCGGCCCUGAUAGCGUCGGACCUUGAUGCCCUAUAGAAAAUUGUCAUGUGUCAGCGAAGUCGCCAAAUCAAGGGAUUUAUCAGCCAAUGCUGCACAGACGAGUGUAUUAUCGAACUCAGUCGUUGCCUAAGGAAGGAUACCCUUAUAGAUAAUCGAGGUAGACAGUUCCAGCUAUUUAGAGAUCAAGUUGCCAACCGUUAUAAGUGGUAGGAUGUUUUCGUUCAGAUGGACGCUGUCUAGUGGGUUUUAGCAAACUUUCAAAGAAAUCUAGCGAUCCGCCAGGAUAUCACAAUUGCACGAACAGUUUCACAUAGUAGACGACCAUCUGGCCAUUGCGACAUAUUUGUGAAAGCUAAGUUCUACGGGUAGGAUACCAUAAAUUUGGCAAUUCUCGACCACUGGCGUCCGUGAAAGAUUCAUUGUGUGAAGUGCACAGACUUUGUUCCCAGAGGAGACAGUCAGUAAUGUUCGUGCCGAAUUAAUAAUCAUAUUACAGACUCUAAGAUGCCUGGUGUGUUUGGAUAUGCUCUUCGACACUCGUCCAAUAAAUUGAAUGCUACUGUCCUAAAUGCGACGCUAUCGUCACACUGGAAGUGCUGAAGAGGAUGUCAGCUUAAAGUAUAUCUCAGCUCGUCGUGAAUACAUGGCAUUCGGUGCUCACUGGUAGAAAAGACUGUGGGCUGUGCUAAGUGGGCACUUAUUCAAUUGUCGGGCAACCAUUGAUGAACUGUUGAGUCGUACUCUAUCAGGGAUGCCCGCAAACAUGGCGAAUACAAGUGUAGUAGCCGAAAUUCUUUUAUUCCGGCGUGGCUUUUGCUUCUGGCUUAAUGUUUUUUUGUAGUUUCUGAGGCCAUGUGGAUUAUGGACUACGCAAACCGACCUUUAAUAUUUUGAGGUGCGUCAGACCACUGACGAUUAUGCAAAUUAGGAUAACAGAUGUUUAAAACCCUUCUCUCUUGCUUGUUUACUAGCACUGGGAGUUCGAUGACGGUUCACCUCCGCCGGAGUCGGUCUUGGAUCAGUGGUUUGAUCUUCUGCGGCUGCGAUUCUACAACGGUAGCACUAACAACCAUCACAGGGACCAUCCUGUGACCGACGGAGAUAAGCGUAGCGCUGUUCCUUGUCCUGUGGCCGUUCAUUGCCUCGCAGGUUAUGGCAGGUAAGACUAGAUAUUAGCCAGCGACCGACGCGACCUUUGUUGAAGUUAAUUAAACUUGGAGAGAAAAUGUUAAAGGGCAAAUCCAUCGGUGCAUUUUUUCUCAUCUUAACACUAGAUGAAGACCUCAGAUCCGACAAACUCAAAAGUUUUAUUUUGGUCUUUCGGAUCUAGUUCAUCAGCAUUUGUUCUUCUUCAGGGCGAAAUAGUUAGAGUUUCACGAAUAUUAGGCAACAACCUCGUCAUUAUCCCAGUGUUUGCUUUAUGCGGAAACGAGUCGAAGUGUCCUCCUGUGUUUAUUACGGAAGUUCAACAGAAUUGAAUCUUGCCUGAGUACGGUCAUUGGCUAUUUGGCACUUGCGGUUUUGCCUCUCUUCUAUUGGCAUGACUAGUCAUCUUAUGGUUGCAGUAGCUAAUCUGGUCUUCAAAGGCCGUCUAUUUGUGUUUAUCUAUUUAUCGUACACCUGUUUCAUCUAUAUCAUUUACAGAGCUCCCGUUCUCGUAACAGUCGCCUUACUCGAAUUGGGGAUGGCCAAUCAGGAUGCAAUCGAAUUAAUUCGGAGGUACGUACCAUAUUCUGGUAGUUAGUUGAUUGUACACUUAUUUGCGGUCGUAUGUUGAUUUUAAGAUAAGUAACUGUACAGUGUAGCUGGUAUAGCUCCAGAGAGCUCUAUAGAUGCCAGCCCUAUCCAAUCCUCCUGGUUGUGGCCAUUGACUUUGUUGAUGUUUCGGUCAAUUUGCAAGUGCAAGGAGUAAGACGCAAGAUCCUCGUGGACUUUUCAGUGACAUUAAUUAUUGGCACUACGACACUGAGUUGUGCUCUCAAGUCUAGAUAGAGUGACACAGCAGAUGGCACAUUGUACCCCUUUUAAUCACCCAAUGCAAAUUUCGACCGUCAGUUUGACCCUCUCUGCCACGAGCGCCUCAAGAUUUUUAAAUGUUACUUACUUCUUUAUCCUCCCUAGGCUGGUUUCUGCCCCUGGCGUUACAUGAUUAUAACGUCUGCCACCAACUGUUGUUCCAUCCCAGAUCUUUUCGGCCACUUUUAACCACGCAGCAUAAGCCCUGUCGGCGUAGAUCCUCUAUCUUGCCUACCGGCUGUUACACGCUAGGCACACAAUUGCGGUACAUGUUCCUGCUUUGCAUUGAUUGCUUUUAUCGGCUGCCUUUUCUGAAUUGCUUACCUCGAACAACAGACAGACUACUCUUCUGCAUACCCUCUCCUCUCUUUCUAUCCCUUUAUAUACCGUCUACUUCCCACUUCUCGCGUUCACUCAUGCCAUCUCUAGCACAACGGUCCCACAGAAGUACCUGUUUGUCGAGACCGCUUUGAGUUCUUAGGCCGAAGCCGCGCGUGUGUGCCAGUAGCAGACGUCACCAAGGCCUUGUGAGUAUUUUUGUGGUGCUGUUGUCGACAUCAAAAUUAUGGUGGUAUACGACCUCCAGAUUUUAAUGGUGCACACAGGGUUGCCUUCCAUCACUGACGUCGGACAGUAAUCAACCGUAUUCCAGUGUCAGGCUUGUUUGCUCCUUCAGGGGAUCGAGAUACGAGGUCAGAACGAUGCAAUACGUCUAUAAAGCAAUUCUGUGGACAUUGCUAAUUUCGCUGUAAAUCGGUGGAUCGCUGAAAAUUCCUGCUAUUGACUACCUAGAGCUCUCGUUACCUGGCCAGACUCAGGCCCAAACCACCACUUAGGAUGACUUUGCCAUGAUCUACACUGUGUCAUCAAAAUGGCACUACCAGGUAGGAAACAGCAUGUUGUCCACUUCAAGGAACCUAUGCCUCACGGUUUCCGUUCAUUUGUUGCCGGCCGCUUUAUCGCACUGGAACUAACAGCGGGUGUUUUGUCAGUUGAUAACCGCUGGUCCGACCUAAAACAGACUCCUCCAAGUACCUCUGAGGAGACAAUUAUCCUCCGCCAUUUUAAUUAAAGCGACCCGACUGACCGACCCAAACAUCGGGGUUGGCUUCAUAGGACGUCGCAUAUUUCACAACUCAACCUCGACGCAUUCUGGCCCUCGACUCGAAUGGCUUCCAGCUGACUGGAAACCAAGAGAUUGCCUCAUCUUGAAUUUUAGCCACCCCUUUACCCCAUCCGCCCAAUGAUUUUAGACUACCAACAUGCCGUGGUAGUGUCCGUGUCGGAGGCAAUAUCGGUAGGGAGUGCACAUCACCCCUCUAAAUCCCGCAGGUUCGACGUCGUCAGUGGGUAUUCAAUCUGAGGACUUUCUGGCACGCGAGUAUAACUGCGAAUACGACUCGGUUUCUAUGGCGGGAUUGUCGAUGCCAUAGUAACAUCAUCGGGCAGUAAAACACCUCUCGAGGGCUGCCUCUCAACAUAUAUCUGCCAUCUUUAUUCGGAGUACAAGCUGUUUGAUUGCAUAGUUCUUUGACGCGGAUUGGUGAACAAGAGAUCGCGCUCACUGCGCUUUUUGCACAGUCAUCUUGCUGGAAGACGGCAGCUCUAUCUUGGCGUUAACAUUGAUCUGCCCACCAAUCUUUAGGUAGUCCUCCUCAGCUGUUUCUGUUUUUGCUAGUAAAAACGAAACAAUGCGGUUUUCGACCGUGCCACUGACACUUCUUGAUUCGUCACACCCUCAACGAGCACGACCAGCCCCUAGCCCUCUGCAUAUGACUAGCAAGAUUCCCUGUGGCCUAUCAGCCUGCGGAAUCACACCAUCGUAGCUACCGCUGUUAUUUCACGCCUAAUAUCGCUGAACAAGAAGCAGAGUUCCUGUAGGUUGUUAGGAGACUGGUCAUUUAUGUCAUUACCAACGUCCAUCUGGGCUGUAUUCUUUCAUCAAAUCCUCUCUGGUACAAGAUAGAGUCCUUCGGAACGUGUCCCCAGACCGUCACAGUACAAGCGCACAGAAGUACAAGUGGUGCAGCUUUCUGUGAGGAUCUGCUUGGCGCGUCUUCGAUUGACAAGUAGACAAGGCCAUUUUGGUUGUCUUUGGCCUCAGCGCGUUGUGAACCGUCACUUUUAAAUUAUGCCGCCACUCGGAAUCAUACUUGGUUCUCACGGCAGGCCUGCACAUCCCGAUCGGUCAAGUUUGCUUUGUUUCUACGGUCGCCACCAGGACGCACUGCCGCGUCUGGCGCCUUGGAGUUCAUGUCAGUUGUCCGAAUACGAUGGCCUUGCUUUGGACGCGGACGAGGGUAGGACAAGCAUACCUUGUGCUUAGCCUUGGUUGCCACUUAUGGUUUGCUUACACUUAGCAUGUCUACUGUCAGGAGUGUAUUUUGUUUUGUAGUCAACUGCACAUUCAGUUGCGACUCUGCCUGCAGGCCGAAGGGGCCUGUGGUCUGUUAUGCGGGCAAAGAUACAACAUUCUGGUGACAGUUUCUUCUCGCAAGCACAAGAUUCACUGUUUUAACGCCCUUAGAAGCUCGGCUUUUAGGGAUUGAAAUUUACUUACUACAUUUUCAUUUUGCGUCCUCUGUUCACGCUUUCAGAUUUUCGUAUUACCCGAGGAACUAUACAGAGGCAAGCCUCAACUCUUGCUGCAUUAACUGACACUACAAAUUCACCAUUCAGUGAAUAGUUGAACUUUUUGGGGUCAUGUUCUUAAUCAUUGACAACACUUGGGUCGUUAGCCGAACCCAAAUAUGUGGUUACCUUGCCUAUCUCCUAUUCCCACUUUUUAAUGUGCUACGUCUCAGUGGGUUCAAAGACCAUCCUUUUCUUCAAUAGCAGUCUUAAACACGGUGUCUUCUCCCCAACCCCUUGGUUGAGCUUGAUGCUAGGCAGUCAUUACUUUCCACUCCUUUUGACAUUUUUAGGGCGGCAGCAGUUGUUGUACACUCUUAGGAAGCGGAAAAGAUAGGACGCGCGCGAGACCUGACGUAUAUGGGCCACGAUAAUUGCUUCAAUACUUUCUUGGCGCCAUAGGAGGAUUGUUUUUUGUCAUUGUCAAGGUUGGAAUGGCCGCAAAUGUAGGGCGAAAUAGUGAACCAAUCAUCUGGACAGUGUUCAUCCACUUACAACGCCCUAGAGUAGCCCCGCAGUUGAAGGCUCUUAGAAACAUCGCUAGGCGUUAACGACGGUCACCCACGUCACUACCGGCCGAAAUUGUCGCAAGUUUUAAUUGUCAAAAUAUUAGAAAAAACGUUUUUCUCGAUUUACAACCCUAAAAAACAGUACAGUGGAGGAAAGCUCUUGGUUGCGUCUCGAGCUGUCGAGGGCGUUAAAAGCAGUGCAUUUUUUUUGUUUACAAUACAAAGCUGCCAAAUAACUUAAAAUCAGCAAAACAUCACGAUUCCACUUCAAAAUGACGUUAUUUCUAACAGUUUACUAAGUUGAUUUUGCCGGUAGAUGAUCAUUGUGAUUUGAGGGUUAGGCGCAUAUAUGCUAGCAAGUGCUCUUUUCCUGACCGAGAUGCAUGGAAUAUGCAUAAUUGGGCAGAGUUAGCUAUUCUGAUGAAGGGGUUAUAAGUUCCUGCAUCUUUUGCUAGAACUAUCAGGGGUUUUCGUUCAUGUUAGUAUCAAUCCUGCAUUACCUGUCUUCGUGGAUUAUACUGAAGGCUUUUAUACCUGUGACUUCAUCCUCGAUCGUCAGUUGCGACUUGAGGUACCAUACCUGUCUAUCUGUCCCUCAGCUAUUGGCACCGUGAAGUAGCUGUUUUUUGAUGCCGUGCUACUCUCCCUCUUUUCCGUCAAAACAAUAGUAAGGCCUACAAGUUUUCACGUUUCCCCGGGAUCUGUGCCGAGUGCUUCCGUUUAAUUAUCCAGGGUAUGCAUAGUUUGCUGUUUGUGUGUGCGCUCUAGUUUUCACUGGCUGCCGCUCGCCCCCCGCCGCCACCCAACAGUGCCAUUACACUCGGGAAUGGUUGGACACACGCCUAGUGACGCCAUCUGUCGUCCUAAAUGCCAAGGUUCUGUGUCCUGCCUAAAUGUACUACCUUCCACUUUUUAGUUCCGAUUUUGCAGCAGUCCAGACCCAGAUCGCAGCUUUUUUUUAUCAUCGGGCCGACCUUUGAGAAGUUCACAUUAUCCAUGUGCACAAUACUUGUUAGACGCCUUUUGUAAUGGUAGACUUCCUCAGUAUAUACUCGUUAUCUGGGGCUUUUUGGGCUAUUCACUGGCCACCAAUACUAAACAACUACCUGCAAACCGCUUAAAGAGAGCGCGGUUUGUUUCCAUGAAGGAGUUCUGGUCCCUCGCAUUCCUGUACUUUUGUUUUUUUUCCUGUCAGUUCAUUUGUUCGGCCACUGCUAUGCCAAAUUUCAUUCAAAGUAGAUCUUAAAGGGAGUAACUGAGACUGCGCAAUUUUGUUGGGGACUUGUUAACUGCAGCUUUGCAUAAUUCUCUAAUAAAAUUAGGUGAGAAAGGUAUAGCUAGUCCAGUGGCUUUAUCUCAUUUUUCGAAAUCUGUGUUCUCUUUGGAAAAGAAUAGAUUGUUUUUUUGCCAAGAGCAUGCUUUGGAGGCAAAUUAAAGCUUGAAGUCUGUUUUCAUCCCGCCAAUAACAUAACGAAACAGCAAAAGAGAAUACCGCAAAAUUAUUGUCCUUGAUCUAAACCAGUCGUUACAAGUGUCGAUUGUGCUCCGUAGAGGUGAUGUUUUCACAGAGGUUCUCCGCUCGCUGGAACCUUCCUUCAAUUCCACUGCUGUCUAUUCCCACCGCACAGCUGGGCUUGUGGUGGCUUCGCUCUUCAUUGCUUGACGCCAAAAUGUUGUGUUUUCGACAGAAGGAGUUUUUCUGCCUUCUUCUGAAUUCGUCUCCGGAUUUGGUCGUCAGAUCCUGUAUUCAAGACCGGACCCGAGAGCAACUCGUCCAUUAGGAUCUGUGUUAGUGGACUUGGGAUGUAGUUUUCAGUUCUGGAUUCGAAGAGCAGGGAUAUAGUGUUAAAAAGACAAGACUUAGUGAUUAGCUAACUCCGUAGGGGGGGAGUAUGCAUGUCGAUCCCAUGUGUCCGCCGCUGUUGUGGGGGCUGAUGUGUGAAAUAGUAGUAAAGCAAGCAUUGUUGAGGUUUCUAGUGUCAUUGUCAAGCCAAACUGAUUACACUAUUAUUACUGAUGUGGCAACUCAACGACCGUUCGCUUGACGCAGCCUCUUUCAUCCAGAACAAACUAAUGGUCAGCAUCACAUUUAGGGCAAGAGCAUAGGGCGGCAACAGUUUAAGGUUGUGGUUCUGUCCACGACUAGGGCUUGGGUAGGAUUAGGGGUUUGGGCCGCUAUCACAAUUCUCGUCAUGGCAGUAGCGUUAGGGUUGCCGUGGGAAGUUUUAGUGUCGGAGUCGAAUUUAGGUGAGCAGUUUACAACUAAAUCUAACUCUACACUACUCACUCGGGCCUUACCAUAGACCUAUAAAUACCGUUAGGCCGUAACUCGAAGCCUGAAAUCGGAGGCUAUUCCUAACCCGAGCGGAAUUGUCAGAAUGCUUAAAAUACGUUCUCCGGGGUUCGUUAAAUGUGCAGAAUACCAAUUCUCUUGAGUCAACCAUAAAAAAUUGUCGCGUUUCACAGCGUUACACUAAUUGUCGUCCUUUUAACGUCAGGUGAUAUCGGACUGCUGUCAACAUGGCUAAUUUUUUUAUUUCUUUUGAUGCUAGCAAGCGCAAGGGGGCCUUCAACGAUCGUCAACUUGCUUACCUUGUCAACUACCAUGCUCGAGGCCGCCUUCGACGGGACGCGCGCCGUUGCCGAAUCCUUUAG